Molecule: messenger RNA, 237 nt
Organism: Dentiscutata erythropus
Lineage: Eukaryota; Fungi; Glomeromycota; Glomeromycetes; Diversisporales; Gigasporaceae
Source: the annotation of a GenBank genome assembly
AUGCAACUAUUUUCCUUACCCAAAUUAUUCACUAGUCCUGAUAUUGGUGAAAUUAAAUUUCAAACUUCAAAUAUUGAAGUUGGAAAAACAAGAGAACUAGUUCAAGACUCUAAAAAUUCUAUUGAAUCUCAAAGUCUUAAAAAUAUUCAAAAUGUCGUCGGUGAGCCCGUUACUCAGGCAUAUAACCUACCUAUCUGUAAUGCUCACAAUCCUUCUUUUUAUGUUACAAAUAUUUGA